CUUGUGCACGUAUAGGGAUGGACCUGUCUCCGGGGGACCCUCAGGCUGCCUUCCCACCACCCUCCUUGGACUGAGCAGAUAUUGGGGCUGAUUCCCCCCCAAGUGUCAGAGGAACCAUGCACCGAGCUUCCAUCAGCCUGUGAUAGAAAAUAAGAGAGAAAGCAGAGGAAGCAGCUGGAGGAGGAGGGGAAGAAGCGGAUUCUCUGGUUGCUAAGUGUCUGUGAGAAAUCCCAGUCAUGGCUCAGUCUUCUGAUGCAAGUGUCGUUGGAGUUACAGAUCCUGAGGACAACACCCCUAACAUGAUUGUCUACAGAAAAAUUGAAGAUAUCAUCACCAGGAUGCAAGAUGAUAAAUCUGGCGGGGUCCCCAUACGAACAGUCAAAAGCUUCCUGUCUAAAAUCCCAAGUGUGGUUACAGGAGCUGACAUUGUCCAGUGGCUCAUUAAGAACCUCAUCAUUGAAGACCCAGUGGAAGCAAUACAUUUAGGAAGCCUUAUAGCAGCCCAAGGUUACAUCUUCCCAAUAUCUGAUCAUGUCCUUACGUUGAAGGAUGACGGAACCUUUUACCGUUUUCAGGCUCCAUAUUUCUGGCCUUCAAAUUGCUGGGAACCAGAAAACACAGACUAUGCUAUCUAUCUAUGCAAGAGGACCAUGCAGAACAAAGCAAGACUGGAGUUGGCAGAUUAUGAAGCCGAGAAUUUAGCAAGACUGCAGCGGGCAUUUGCAAGAAAAUGGGAAUUCAUCUUUAUGCAAGCAGAGGCGCAAGUCAAAAUUGAUAGAAAAAAGGAUAAAACUGAAAGAAAGAUCCUGGACAGUCAGGAGAGAGGAUUCUGGGAUGUGCACCGACCAGUGCCUGGAUGUGUGAAUACCACAGAGAUGGACAUAAGAAAGUGUCGUCGAAUGAAGAAUCCACAGAAGGUGAAAAAGUCUGUAUAUGGUGUAUCAGAGGACUCUCAGUCACAAAGCCCAGUGCACAUGGCUUCCCAUGUGAUUAGAAAAACGACAAAAGAUGACUUGCGAAAACAGAUAGAUUUUUUGAAUGUUCAGAUAGAUCGACAUUGUUUAAAGAUGUCCAAAGUAGCUGACAGCUUUAUUGCUUAUUCCGAACAAUACACAGAGUAUGACCCUUUCCUUACUCCGGCUGAUCCCUCCAAUCCAUGGAUUAGUGAUGACGCGACUUUCUGGGAUCUAGAAAUUAGCAAAGAGCCAUCUCAGCAGCGUGUGAAGAGGUGGGGAUUCUGCCUGGAUGAAAUGCUUAAAGACCCAGUAGGACGAGAGCAGUUCCUUCGCUUUGUGGAAUCGGAGUUCAGUUCUGAAAACCUCAGGUUUUGGAUGGUUGUCCAAGAUCUGAAGAAGCAACCUUUACAGGAAGUACCGAAAAGGGUAGAGGAAAUAUGGCAAGAGUUUCUGGCCCCUGGGGCACAAAGUGCCAUCAACUUAGACUCCCACAGUUUUGAGAAGACGAGCCACAAUGUUAAAGAUCCUGGGAGGUACACAUUUGAAGAUGCACAGGAACACAUCUACAAGCUUAUGAAGAGCGAUAGUUAUGCACGGUUCUUGCGUUCCAAUGCCUACCAGGAUUUACUGAUGAUGAAAAAGAAGACUGAGAAUGAGCAAGGUCGUAGAACCUCCCUAGAAAAGUUCACUCGCAGCGUGGGGAAGUCUUUGACAUCUAAACGCCUCACUGGCCUCAUGCAAUCCUCCUGACAACCCUGGACAGAAAUGCUGUCACUCGGCACCUAACGCCCUCCAGAGAAGGAAUGGUUUUAGGCAAGAAAAUGGGUCACUGUGAAAGAAAAGAGAAAUAAGAAGAAACUGGCAUUCGUCCUGUCUAACUCAGAUAUUCAUCGUCCCUCAGUUGCAUCAACGGUUUUUAGCUUGAGCAGCUUUCCAAUGACCCUAAGUUGCCAAGUACUUUUAUUUUGUGUUUAGAUUGAUAUGUGAGAUCACACAAUGCAGUAAAAGGAGGGUCCGAAAUGGAGGAUGUUUUUAGACUAAAUCAGCAAUAACAGGAGACGACCAGGAUCGAUGUAAAACUGUCCAUCUGUAUUCUCCUCCACAGCUCGCUGCAACUAUUAUCACCACCAAGACAACUACCUUACAUACGUUCAAGAAAAAAAUAAAAAAAGACUGAAACUGCUAAUUCUUAAAACUUUAAUGAGUCUGUUUCUCCUGAGUCCUAGACUGCAGAUAUUUGACUUUAUUUUAUGUGUGUGUCCCUGUCAAAGAGACAAUUGACAACAUUUGCUCUGCAUAGUCUAUCCUUCCAAGCGCAUGAUGCUGCUCCAAAGAUAGCAUUACAAGUCAAAGUUAAACAAGUUAAGUUUGUUAAAAAAAAAAAAGUAUAUAGCAAGUCAUGUUGUUUUAUUUCUCUUUUAUAAUCUUUCAUUUGAUUUUUUGUUUGUUUUUUGCCACUGCAUGCAUUUCAAGAAAAAGCAGCACAAUUGUUUACAGUAUAUGUCACUUUCUCUUCCCCAUAGCUCAUCCGCGGUGACCAGACACAAGCUAGUAUUGCUUGUAUCAUUUUUCUUUUGCAAAGUAUCAGACUUUCUGAAGAAUCAUUCCAAUGUUGUAUCUCACAGCCCAGCGAUUAAUCGGCUGAGAUAUAUUCAUUAGAGAAAAACUGGUAAUCACUUUAGUCAUAACCUAGUAAGCGCAAGACAUUUCCCACUGUAGUUGGAUAUAAAUAAAAAGAAAAAAAAAAUGACUAUAACCUUAGAAAAAACAACAUACAAUGAAAUGCAAUUGAUGUGUCACCUGGAAGACUGAAAGGUUAUUAUAGGCCUUUUUUUUUUUUUUUUUUUAACUGUUGCAUUGUCAUUAUUAAAUGCUGAUGGCUUUGUGGGUUACUGUAGCAUCCUGGGUUCCUUCAAAACAAAACAAAAAAAAUCUUACCGUAGUAAAAAUUAUUUGAAAGGAAAAAAA
Bufo gargarizans (Asiatic toad) is the source of this 2924-nucleotide messenger RNA. RefSeq names its product regulator of G protein signaling 6 (gene RGS6). Gene Ontology annotation, biological process: G protein-coupled receptor signaling pathway; regulation of G protein-coupled receptor signaling pathway; intracellular signal transduction. The transcript is spliced from 18 exons. NCBI's taxonomy places the organism in Eukaryota, Metazoa, Chordata, Amphibia, Anura, Bufonidae. Bases 237 to 1706 code for a protein of 489 amino acids. Gene Ontology annotation, molecular function: GTPase activator activity. The record is from RefSeq and is a predicted model, not a curated record.